Molecule: messenger RNA, 2100 nt
Organism: Erpetoichthys calabaricus (reedfish)
Lineage: Eukaryota; Metazoa; Chordata; Cladistia; Polypteriformes; Polypteridae
Gene: klhdc4
Product: kelch domain containing 4
Exons: 12
Coding region: 119-1867 (582 amino acids)
Molecular function (GO): protein binding
Source: RefSeq, a predicted model, not a curated record
UUUUCCUUAAUUCUACAGGAAGUAGAAGUUGUUUUUUUUCGGUACCGUACACGUGAAGACUUUGAGGUUUGCAUGCUGUAACGCUGUACGUCCUCUGUUGUGGAAAACCUCUGGAAAUAUGGGCAAAAAGGGCAAAAAGGAGAAAAAAGUGAAAGGUGCUGAAAAAACGGCUGCAAAGAUGGAGAAAAAAGUCUCAAAGCGAUCAAAGCAAGAGGAGGAGGACAUUGAAGCACUUAUAGCUGAAUUCCAGUUGUUAGAUGCUAAGAAGACUCAAAUUGUAGAAACAGCCUGUCCUCCUCCAUCUCCAAGGCUGAAUGCCUCCCUCAGUCCUCAUCCUGAGAAAGAGGAAUUAAUUCUUUUUGGAGGUGAAUAUUUCAAUGGACAAAAAACAUUCCUGUACAAUGAAAUGUUCUUUUACAAUUUAAAGAAGAACUCCUGGACAAAAGUGGAUAUCCCCAACCCUCCACCUCCUCGGUGUGCCCAUCAGGCUGUUGCUGUUCCACAUUCUGGUGGACAACUCUGGAUUUUUGGAGGAGAAUUUGCUUCUGUAGAUGGUGAACAGUUUUACCACUACAAAGACCUUUGGGUCCUGCAUCUGCAAACAAGAACAUGGGAGCAGGUCAAGGCAUCUGGAUCACCUUCAGGCAGGAGUGGACAUCGAAUGGUAUACUGCAAAAGACAAUUAUUUGUCUUUGGGGGCUUUCAUGAAAGCACAAGGGAUUAUGUUUAUUUCAAUGAUGUAUACACCUUCAAUCUUGAAAAUUUUACCUGGUCCAAGCUGUCUCCAUCUGGUAAUGGACCUUCUCUACGAUCUGGUUGCCAGAUGGCUACAACACCUGAAGGAGGCAUUGUCAUUUAUGGUGGAUACUCCAAAUUAAGAGCAAAAAAGGAUGUAGACAAGGGUACCAUACACACAGAUAUGUUCCUGCUGAAAAAUGAAGGCAAUGAGGGCCAAGAAAAAUGGGCAUGGAGUCGAUUGAAUCCUUCUGGAGUUAAGCCAACGCCCAGAUCUGGAUUCUCACUUGCUGUUGGUCCUAACAACCGAGUGGUGUUGUUUGGAGGAGUAUAUGAUGAGGAGCAAGAUGAAACACUGGAGGGAGAAUUUUUUAACGAUUUGUAUUUUUAUGACAUGGUGAAAAACCGCUGGUUUUCUGGGCAACUCAAGGGGCCAAAAUCACACAAAAAAAAACGCAGAAGGGGAAAGAAGCAGGAGACUGACACAGCUAUUGGAUUUUUGGGUGGAGAUGAGGACGAGUCUCCAAAACCAGAAGAAAUUGUGAAAGAAAUAGUGGCAGAAGAUGGGACGAUUAUGACUAUCAAACAAUUAAUGCCAAUAUCCACUUGUCAGGAAGAACAAUCAGAUUCAGAAAGUGAAGAAGAUGAAGAGGACUGUACUUCUGAAAAAAAUGUGUUGGAGCCAUGUUCCCGUUCAAAUGCUAUGACUACUGUUAAGCAUGGCAUCCUUUAUGUAUAUGGGGGCAUGUUUGAAGUGGGGGAUCGUCAGUUUACCCUAAAUGACUUUUAUGCUAUUGACUUAAACAAAAUGGAUGAGUGGAAAUUACUUGUUGAAAUGGACCCAAAGACCCAAGAAUGGCUAGAAGAAUCUGAGUCAGAAGAAGAUAGCAACCUUGAAGGAGCAACAGGAGGUAAUGAAGAAGAAGAUGAAGAAGAUUCAGAUGAAGAUAGCAAUGAUGAUGAUGAGGACCACCCUCCAGUGGAAAGUGGAGAACAAUAUUCUGAUUAUCUGAACAGGACAGAGCAAUAUUGGAUUAAGUUAGCUCAAGUAAAAAUGGGCCCUGAUGCCAAAGAAAAAAAAGUCCUGAAGGUGGCACAUGCUAUGACAAAGAUGUUCUAUGAUGGAAUCUGAAUUUGUAUUUAAUAGAAUCUUCAUUGGCCACUAACACUCUGUCAAGUGAGAAGUCAGCAGCUACUUUGUGGCUGGUACAGUCUGCUUCUUUUUAUAUUUAUCAAUGCCGUUUGUUAAAGGUGUUGCUAUUGUAUUAAAAUGUAAGUCAGAUAAUUUUCAAGCACUGUUACAGUAAUAAAAUUAAACCUAUCAACAGAUUUCAUACAGAAUAAAUGGCAGUAUGAAUUCAGUAA